GAGGCGUCGAUCUCCUUCACCCCGGGACACCCUCAUUGCCCUGCCCCCCUGAGAUGUCCAAAAUGGACCUCAAAAGCAGGGAGUUCUACAACGACAUGCUUCGCGUGUGUUGGGAAAACCCGUCCUGCAACAGCUCCCUGCUGCUGCUGGGCCACCACAACGGCAGCGGCGCCGUCGUGUACGGCCUCAACUUCCCCGGCGACGGCGCCCCCUGGCUGCGGAGCCUCAUCUCCCUGGUGUACUUCCUGGUGGCCACGGCGGGCAUGGUGGGCAACCUGCUGGUGAUGUUCCUGCUGUACUCCACGCGCACCAUCAGCGCGGGCACCAUCAACUACUUUGUGUUCCACCUGGCUCUGGCCCAGCUGCUCUUCUCGCUGGCACUGCCCUUCUGGGCGGUGGAGAUAGCGCUGGACUACAGCUGGCCCUUCGACGUGGUCACCUGCAAGGCCAUCUCGCUGCUCACCUGCCUCAACGUGUACGCCAGCUGCUUCUUCCUGACCGCCAUGAGCCUGACGCGCUACUGCUCCGUGGCCACCGCCCUCCGGCCCACCGCCGCCGCCGCCGCCCUCUGGCACCGCGGCUUCUGCUGCUCCCGGAUAUCCGCGGCGAUCAUCUGGGCGGGGGCGCUGGUCACGGCCGCGCCGCGCGCCGUCUUCACCAACCUCUUCAACGUGGGCCCGGCCAACGACACCGUGUGCCUGUUCCGCUUCCCCGACGGAACGGCGUGGCUGGGGAUCAACCACCUCCUGAGAGUGGUGCUGGGCUUCCUGCUUCCCUACGGCGUCAUCGUGCUGUCCUACCUGCUGCUGCUGCGCUUCCUGUGCCGCCACAAGAUGAAGGGCGUGAACCCGGGGCGGAAGUCCCACGUGUCCAAGUCGGUGGCGGUGGUGGUGCUGUCCUUCUGCGCCUGCUGGUUCCCCUACAACCUGCUGACGCUGUGGGCCGCGCUGAUCCAGCUGGACAUCGUGGACAUCAGCCCGUCCUUCUACCUAGCGCAGACCUACUUCUUCCCGCUGGCCAACUGCCUGGCGUUCACCAGCAGCUGCCUCAACCCCGUGAUCUACUGCCUGGUGCGGCGGGAAUACCGCACGGCCCUGCGCACCAUGCUGCACAAGUGCAGCCUGGCCGUGGAGUCCAAGGUGUACCUGCACCGCAUCAACGCCGGCGAAGGCCAGGGGCCUUCCCGGCAGCUGGGCAUACCCCUCAACACGGUGUUCAGCCACACGGUCGCCUCGGAUACGAGGAGGGACGCGCCCCCCUCCUACUCGGCCGUCUCCGGCCAGUCUGGAAAUAAUAGCCGUUGAUGUGUUUUGUUUUUUUUGGUUGGGGGAGUCUUGAAACCGUCGGUAAAUGUUAAACAGCGGUAAAAUGUUUUGUGCUUUGUUUUUUUAAUUUUAGUUUUUGGGGUCAAGGAAGCAUUUGGGUUAGGGUUAGGGUUAGG
Molecule: messenger RNA, 1441 nt
Organism: Gadus chalcogrammus (walleye pollock)
Lineage: Eukaryota; Metazoa; Chordata; Actinopteri; Gadiformes; Gadidae
Product: relaxin-3 receptor 1-like
Exons: 1
Coding region: 54-1304 (416 amino acids)
Biological process (GO): immune response; G protein-coupled receptor signaling pathway
Cellular component (GO): membrane
Molecular function (GO): G protein-coupled receptor activity
Source: RefSeq, a predicted model, not a curated record